AUGCCUCCCAAGAGGAAGUUUGCUGAGGUCGAAACCGCGCCAGCCGUGCCUCCGUCCCUGCCUCCCUCGGUGGAGGAGGCCUAUCGCCGAAAAUGCGUCCAGCUCAAGAACCGCACGAACGAAGUCGAAGAUGCCAACGACGCCGCCCGACUGCGCCUCGCCCGGAUAAAGCGCCAGGUCGAGAAGCUGAGGAUAGAGAGGGCAUUCUUGCUUGAGCAGCUGGCCAAGCGCACGAGCACAAACGUCGAGGAUUCCGAGGGCAGCCCGAGUCCUCCGCCCACGCCCAAGGACAAGCCUCUGCGCAUUAAGAGAGGCCACCGCAAGUCCGCCGUCAACGAUGCCGAUACCAAAGCCGGUGCCGCGGGUUCCUUCAAGGAACCGGGAUCUCCCGGCUCAGAGGCGCAGUCCCAUCCGCCCGAAAGCCAGGCCCAAGACGGCAAGUCUACGGCUAACGGCGUGACCAAGGCGUCCAAGAAAUCAGUGAGCGCCUUUGACGUAUACAGCGCCGAGAAGCGCCCAAUUCUCGAGGACAAGAACAAAGACGGAGAUGCGAAUAUCGACGAGGACCUUGCGCGGGACUGGGAAGAGCUGCCCGAUGACGCUAAGAGUGAAUAUCGGGCCAAGGCCAAGGAGCAGUCUCGAGAGUUGCUAGAGAAGGAGGACUCUAAGGACGCCGAGGACUCGAGCAAGAAAGAGGACAAGGGUGAUGCCGACGUGGACGUCGACGGUGACGGCGACGGCGACGGCGACAAUGAUGGCGAAGGUGAUGUUGAGGGCGAAGGUGAGGGUGAGGGCGAGGGCGAAGGCGAGGGCGAGGGCGAUGGUGAGGGCGACGGCGACGGCGACGGUAAGCCCGAUACCCAAGACGAAGAUGUAGAGAUGGCCAACUACGACACGGAGGACCAAGAGACCCAGAUGGACAAGGAUGGUGACGAAUAG
Molecule: messenger RNA, 939 nt
Organism: Purpureocillium lilacinum
Lineage: Eukaryota; Fungi; Ascomycota; Sordariomycetes; Hypocreales; Ophiocordycipitaceae
Source: RefSeq, a predicted model, not a curated record